AUGGAGCUCAAUCUGCAUGUGUCUCUUGUGAUAUUCGUUCUUUCGGUGGCGGUGGCAGGGGGUGCUGCAGGUGUCAUGUACCGGCUGUGUUUCCACCCACUCGCGAGGUUUCCAGGGCCUAAACUGGCCGCGGUAACUACUUGGUAUGAAGGGUAUUAUGAUAUAGUCCAUCAGGGCAAUUAUAUUUGGCAGGUCGAGAAGAUGCACAAGAAAUAUGGCCCCAUCGUCCGCAUCGGCCCAAACGAACUCCAUAUCCUCGAUGCUUCUUUCUACGACACCCUGUACAACAUGUCGAACCGGUUCGACAAGUACGACUAUUUCUAUUCCAUGCUGGGCAACCCGGAAGCGACAUUUUCCACUAUUUCAGCAAAUCUCCAUCGAAUCCGGCGACAGUCGUUGACACCAUUCUUCACGGUCAAGGCCGUGCAGAAGUUCCACUCUCAGCUCCAAGGGCUUUCUGAUCGAUUGAUCGAGCGAAUGCUUGGAUGCAAAGCAGCCCGCAAACCCGUGCCUCUGUUCUUGGCAUACCGAUGCUUGACAGCUGACCUCAUUAGUGAAUACAUCUUUGGACGCCAGUUAGGACUCCUCAACCGCGAGGAUUUCGGCAAGGCGUUCUAUGCCUCCUGGAGGAGCCUCUGGGAUUUAAGUCCUGUGAUAAGGCAGUUCCCCUGGAUGAUGACAGUGAUGCUUGGCUUACCAAGGUGGGUCACGGCCGUGGCCAGUCCAAAAGCUCUCGAGGUCCUUGACAUGCAAGCUCAAAUCGACCAGUGGACUUUGGAGGCGGUCAAUAACGAGGUCAAGGCGAAAGAUCGGGCCGGAAUGCGCACCAUCCUGGCCGCUCUUGCUACCAGCGACAGCCUGCCUCCCGAGGAGAAGACUCUACAUCGCUUGAGCAUCGAUGCGAACAGUCUUCUUGCUGCUGGAUUUGAGACCACUGGCGCGGUAUUGACGCACAUGACCUAUGUGAUUCUGGCAGACCGAGAAAGACAGCGCAAGCUGGUCAAGGAGUUGCAUGAAGCAAUCCCCGACCCGAAAGAUAUUCCCACAUGGCAGAGCCUGGAGAAACUGCCUUACCUGACUGCUGUGAUUAAAGAAUCGCUACGGUAA
Molecule: messenger RNA, 1107 nt
Organism: Exophiala aquamarina CBS 119918
Lineage: Eukaryota; Fungi; Ascomycota; Eurotiomycetes; Chaetothyriales; Herpotrichiellaceae
Exons: 2
Coding region: 1-1107 (368 amino acids)
Molecular function (GO): iron ion binding; heme binding; oxidoreductase activity, acting on paired donors, with incorporation or reduction of molecular oxygen
Source: RefSeq, a predicted model, not a curated record